CUCCCGGGGGCGCAGUGACCUGCAUAAUUCCCUCCCCAAACAGUUCCUUCCGCUUCGGGGUAUUUUUUUUCACCCGCAGCAUACGGAAAAAGUUUACUUCAUCAAUUUUACUCCCCAGAAAAAUACUCCCGAAUGGAGAGUGGGUAGUGUGAGCGUGUGUGUGUGUGCCGUGAAUUAAACCAACCCUCGCUCCCUAUACGAUGUUGUUCCGUCUGCUCAUCGUGUUGCCGGUGCUGGCGGUUGCACUGUUCCUGUACGGUGCGAUCGUGAACAUAGGCUACAUCGAGGAGAACCGCUGCCGCAUGACGUACAUGUUCGAGCAUCCGCAGUACACCCGGCUGCCGGUGCAGGGCAACGAGCGAUUCCCCAAGUACGGGCUGUACGCGUACUCCGAGGGUUUCGUGACGCAGCGCGUCCAGCAGCGGCUCUUUACCGGUGCGCCGGUACUGUUUGUGCCCGGGAGCGGCGGCUCCUACAAGCAGGUACGCUCCCUGGCCUCGGUAGCGCUGCGCAAGGGGCUGGACAACAACUGGCAAGCGCACCUGGACUACUUCAGCGUCGACCUGAACGAGGAGCUGUCCGGCGUGUACGGGGGCUAUUUGCAGGAUCAGACGGAAUUUCUCGACCUUUGCAUACAGGAAAUUGCUCGGCUGUACGGGGCAAGGGGACGAGCGGCACGCCUGUUCAUCGUUGGCCAUUCGGUGGGGGGAAAGCUGGCGCAGGCGGUGGUCGGAGCCCGUGCCAGCAUCGGCCGACAUGUGGCCGGUAUAGUGACGCUAUCGGCACCGGUCGAUAAACCGGUCGCACUGUUCGACCACUACCAUUACAGCUUUUACGAUCGCAUCGAGCAGGCGUGGAGAACGAACCGAUCCCUGGCGGGAGCGGCCAAUGCGUCCCCUUCGCAGGGACUGCUGCCACUGGAUGGCAUUCUGUUCGUGACGAUCGGUGGCGGCAUCAGGGACAUCAUUGUGCACGACGGACUGACCGCGUCCCGGUACGCCGACCUGCACGCCAUGACGCACAACAUCCCGAACGUGUGGCUAUCGGUGGACCAUCUGUGUGCGAUGUGGUGUCUGCAGUUGGUGCUGGUCAUGAAUCGGUUCCUGUUCAGCAUGAUCGUUCCGCAGAGCCGCGGCAGCUGGGGCUUUGUCGAAGGAAAGCAGCACCAGCUUGAGUUGGCAACACGCUUUCUCGCGCAACCGUUCCGGGAUGAUGAUGAUGAUGACGAUGAUGAGGGGAACACUCAUAAGCGCCUACCUGCUGGCAGUGCCAAGCAGCCACUGAUUCAGCAUCAUCCCGAGCAGGAAGACUGGAUCGAGGACAUCCGCCGCUCGUUUACCGAGCGCCAUCGGGCCGGCAUCGAUCGUACACGCGUGCAAAUGAUUCGUAUCGUGCCGGAAAAGCCGGCCCAUCGGUUCGUGCGCAUCGAGGUGAUCAAUUCGGAACAGAGCAACUGGCUGUCUGGCUGUGCCGCGGUCGAAGUGUACGGCAAUUCUCGCAUGUGUCAAAAGGCGACCUCCCUCGCCAACUACACGCUCCCGGUGCCGUCGUCGAAGUUUGACCGGUUUGGAGCGCUGCUGGAUUUGCACGAGCUGAAGCGGGCCAAUCCAAGGUGGACGCACGUGCUGGUGAAGAUCCCGCGCACCACCAAACCGGUCCAGUUCAGCGUGGACGUUUUCAAUCCGGACGAAAGGGCGAUUAAUGUUACGAUGCCGCACUGGUUCGACUACAGAGUGCACACCAUUCUGCAGGAUGCAUCGCCGGACGAUUCGUAUUAUCGCAUCAGCGUGAGCGGGAUGACGCACACCUACCAGACGAUCGCCCUCGACCUGACCGCCGUUGCGUGCGAUGGCGUGCGGGGCACCGUCGUCGUGAAGGUGCACGUCCCGUGGGCCACCGGCUACGACCGUUACGCGUUCCACGAGGAGCUGAAUCAAACGACCGUUUACAUUUACCCACCGAUCGAGAAACCACCGGCAGGAGAACAGGACGUGCCAAUACAGCUAGACGUGCAUCUUACCCCGGGAUGCAAGUAUCGUAUACGUUACGCCCAGUCGCUGCGCGUCAGUAUGGCGCGUAUGGUGCAGCAGCACGUGGUGCUCAUACCGGCGCAUCUCGUCGCUUUGCUGCUGCUCGCGUUCAAGGAUCAGCUGACGCAAACGCCCGCCGACGAUCCCGCCUUUGUGGUGGGAAAGCUGCGCAGCUCCUUGACCAAGCCCGGCCCGCUGCUAAUGCUGCUAGCGACCGGGUCGCUCACGGCCAAGUUCCUAGCGCUGUUCAAAGCGAUUCCACCGACCGAAACGGUCGCCACACCGCUGAUCGUUUCCAUCCUCGUCCAUCUUGUCGCGCUCGGUGUGCUCGUGCUGGCGACGCUUGCCCUCUGGGGUGCGAUCGCGUUCUGUGCCAACUUUGCGCACAAAAUCAUACUCCGCCUCAUUGCCCUCCCGAUCCCGGUAAUGUCCUCGACCUUUCUGUCCUGCAUUCACAAGUUCCCGCUCGCCAUUGCCGUGCUGCUGGUGGCGAUCGCGCUGACCGCGUGCGGCGGUGUCAGCUUACUCUGCGCCGCGGCCGUCUACUUCGUGCUGCUGUCCAAAGCGUACGAAGACUAUUUGGAAAACUUUGUGUUUAAUACGGCGCGCAAAAUCGCCGCCCGACUGUUUGGGGCCCGGGAGCGGCCCCAUGGCGAGGGGAGUAGGGCAGGACGGAAGCGAAACCGUAGACGGGGCGCGAACGAGACGGGCGACGAGCUGAUGGUGAUCAACUUUCAUCUGCCCCUGUUUCUGCUGGUGAUACUGUUGGCCCUGCUGAAUGUGCCAAGUGUUAUUACCUGGGCCAAGAACUAUCACUACGCGAACACGCUGCAGCCCGAUCCGUCGCUCGUGCCCGCACUGGCCGUGCUGGUGUGCUUGGCCGUGCUGUGGCAGCUGAACACGCCGCGGAACGUGUGCGGGUACGAGCUGCUGUCCGCUCUGCUCGUGAUCGGGGCGUUUGUAUCGGUGCUUUACUGUCAGGUGCAUGUGUACCGACUUAACUACUUACUAGCUUUAGUGUUUGUUGCGAUUACCGUACACCAAAUCAUUGCGCCAAAACGUCGUGAGAUAAGGGAAGAGGAGGAGGAGGAAACGGAGGCUGGCGAUGGAAUGGAGGCUGGCGAUGGAAUGGAGCCAGUCGAGGGAAUCGAGCACGCCGAACAAGAGAAGGAGGAGGAGGAGCAGGCUGGGGAUAAGAAAGCAAAUUGACCACUGAAACAUGUAUUAUCGUUGCGGAAGGCGUGUUAAAUGUUUUAUUAUAGUAUUUCACUACCAUAUACGAUCAAAUAAAUCCUUCGCGCUAGUCAGCUGUUUUGCCAAAA
Anopheles merus is the source of this 3352-nucleotide messenger RNA. Its product is annotated as GPI inositol-deacylase. Gene Ontology annotation, cellular component: endoplasmic reticulum. The record is from RefSeq and is a predicted model, not a curated record. Gene Ontology annotation, molecular function: phosphatidylinositol deacylase activity. The transcript has a single exon. The coding region runs from base 201 to 3239 and encodes 1012 amino acids. Lineage: Eukaryota; Metazoa; Arthropoda; Insecta; Diptera; Culicidae. Gene Ontology annotation, biological process: endoplasmic reticulum to Golgi vesicle-mediated transport; GPI anchor metabolic process.